Molecule: messenger RNA, 828 nt
Organism: Hypoxylon trugodes
Lineage: Eukaryota; Fungi; Ascomycota; Sordariomycetes; Xylariales; Hypoxylaceae
Exons: 1
Coding region: 302-802 (166 amino acids)
Source: RefSeq, a predicted model, not a curated record
UUCCCUUCCAGCGGCGAAGCUGUGUAGUAAAUUUUGUGAUGGGAUCAUGUCAUGCCAGGUCUUGGAUUUCGGUUCAUUCCGCGGCUUCUCGAAGGAUAUCUAGUACAAUAUGAACUCACAUUGAGGGAGAUGGUGAUCUAUAUAAGAGGCUGCAGCUUACUUCACUUCGUUCCUUUAAUUUCAUUAUCCAUUGAGUCGCUCCAAACCUCAUCGCUAAUUAACCCAAGAAACUAGCGAUCUACUCUCACAACAUACUUGAUCGAUUUUGCUUUUUGUACUACCACUUACCGCAAAAUCUACAAUGGCUUCAGGGCGCUUCUUCGACCCUAUAACAUUCCUCCGCGUCGCCCCACUAGUCACAUCAACCGCCUCCCUCGUCAUCGCCAACGACUCACACCUCUUCCUCAGCAGUCUCCUCGCCGUGAAACGGCACCGCGCCGAAGUAAACGUAAUCGCACCUCGCUACUUCGAAGAAUUCUUCUGGCGCGGGCUUCCCGAGAUCUUUGUUACUUUUGGGUUAUCUAUCGCGUUUGGUCUAGCGAAUGUGUAUUACAAACCGUACGCCGCCUCCCGUUUCUGGUACGCGGGGGCUUCGGCGCUGGCGUUGUUGCAUUUCACGUUUGUACCUACGAUUGCGCAGACGGUGAAGGCAACGGUGGAGAGUGAGGAGAUUCCGGAUGGGAAGGCUAGGGAGGCUAUUCGGGGGUGGUUGGAUGUGCAUCAUGUUAGGAUGGUGGUGUCGGAUAUUCCGUCUUGGACGUGCUUUUUUGUUGCUGCUUUGAAGGCUCUGACGCCGAUCUAGGAACCCGGGCGUCGUAGGGGUACCUA